Serendipita indica DSM 11827 is the source of this 2412-nucleotide messenger RNA. The record is from the annotation of a GenBank genome assembly. NCBI's taxonomy places the organism in Eukaryota, Fungi, Basidiomycota, Agaricomycetes, Sebacinales, Serendipitaceae.
AUGGAGGAGGACCGUGCUGCAAAGGCCGCUCGAGCACGCGCUCUGCUAAACAAGCGAAAAGCUGCUCAACGAGUCACAGCACCAUCCACCAACACGCCCUCUGAGCCUCCAAGUGCUCAUCCAAGCCCGCCUCCAUCGACCUAUGCGCCAUCUGUAGGAAACCCAGGAUCACCCCAGCAAUCCACUGCACAGCUACAGGAAGAAGUUACUCCCAGUGCGCCAGCUGCACCAUCACAACCUGCCACGCCCGAGUCAAGACGAAAUUCGCGUUCAAAUGGCCACGAUCCUUAUGCAGCACUCGUUGCAACUCGUGCACGCUCGCCGCUGUCAUCACCUCAAAAUGACGACCCACAACUACCGUGGCUCGUCCAGAAUCAGCAACAAACAAUUGCAUUACUCGUCUCUGAAAAGGCAUCGCUUGCGGCUGCGCUGGAAAGAUUAGAAGGACUGGACGAAAAGUAUGGUUCCGUAUCGGGUCAAUUAGAAGCCAGCAAACGAGCCGCACAGACACUCGAAGAGCGCUCUCGGGAUCUCGAAGUCGAGCUCUCAAAAGCACAAAAGCUCAAUGAACAACUGACGAUCAAGGAAAAGAAUACGAGUGAUACUCUACGACAAAAAGAACGGGAUUUGGACCUGGCCCGCAAAGAGAUUUCGGAUCUACAUGAGAAAUCCAAUCGACUUGAAUUGACGCUGAGGGAUCUUCGAGAGCAGAUCGAAGCCGACGACAGAGUCGACAGACUCGAGGCGUCACUCAAGAGCCUCCAAGAUCGCUCAAACUCGUUGGAAUCGCAGUUAGCCAAAACCAAACAAAGUCUUGCACAGACCAAGGCGGAAAAGGAGACUUUGUCCGCCAAAGUCACCGACCUGCAGACCAGCGAACGGGCAUCAAAGACGGAAUGCGAUACCCUCAAAUCCCAGCUUGCAGAUGUUCAGUCCAAGUUUGAUGCCUUGACUGCCGAGCAUUCCUCGCUACGGGCCGCCCAUGAGGAGCUGGCCACGCAAUCAAAAAAGCACAACGAAAGUGUCGCAGAGCUGAACAGAAAGGUCUCUGUUGAGCAUGGCAAGUCGGCGAUGCAAGAGAAGAAGAUUAAGACGCUCCAGGCAGAGGUUGCUGCUGCCAAUCGACGAGCAGACGAGGCAGAGCACGCGCACAAGGGCUUGCAGAAUGAAAAUGUAGGCCUUAUGGCAUCUCUCAACGAAAUGCGGCCGAGGGUCAUGCAGCUCACCGAGGAAAAAUUCGAUCUGACGGAAAAGAUUUCGAGGCUGGAAGAAGAUCGCAACGAAAUGGAAGAGGUCAUUUCCAAAAUGGAGAAUGCUGCAGAGGAAGCUCGGGCCCGGUAUGAGCAUUUAGAGGCUGAAAAGGCCGAAUUGCAAGCCGCUCGGGAGCGGGAUCGGGAAGGUGCAGACCAGGACUUGGAGCGGUUACAGCAGGCGCUCUCACGAACAGAAGAAGAACUCGAUACGGCCAUCAAAAGCGUACGUGAUCUAGAGUCGGAGAGAGCAAUACAUCGGCAGGCGGUCGAGCGGUAUCAACUCGAGAUGGACAAGCUGGACGACGAGUUGGCGAUGAUCCGAGCGCAAUAUACGACGUUGCAGGAUAACCUCGCCGCGUCGCAAAAUGCUCGGGAACACGACGCGGCCAUCCUCGAAGAGUCGCAUGGAGUCGUCGAGCGGGCCAACGCAGAAGUCGAGUCUCUGCGCAAUGAAUUGCUGGCCAAAGAGGAAGAAAUUGAGCGUCUCAAGUCGUCCAAUAUUUCCUCUUCUGCGCAGUCUACAAUACCGGGUGAGGGUGAUGCUUCUCGCGGUCCUGGUCCUGGGCAUCAUCAGCGGACCGGCUCCCUCGACAAGGAAAUGUUCGAGUCUGAAGGCACAUUCGAGCUGUCGACGGCACGAUCCAAAAUACGGAUGCUGGAGACGACAGUGUUCCAAGAGCAAGCCAAAGUGCACAACCUCAGAAAGCAAAUCAGCUCGUUGGAGGAAGAGCUGCAUCGGGUUCGACGGACAUCGCGGUCGCAGCAGCUGACGCCGUCCUACUCCAAUUCGCCUGCACCAGGACUUGCAAAGGAACUGCCCGGCGAAAUGGCGUUGGAUUCCGCACUUCCUCCAGACAUUCGGCACAAACGCAAGAUUAGCUUGGGUAUGUUGCGCGCGCGUAUACACAGUGAAACAAAUGGACAGCUGCAUUCACAUUCCUCGCCGCGACCCCUCGCUGCGCGGAGACUAUCGUCCAAUUUGGGCAUUACACAUGAAGAAAGUGGGUCCGAGGCAGGUGUCGACGAGAGUAUGCCAGCACGGUCGGCCAUGGCCCCCCCUGUUCCGGCCAAACGCAUGGAUCGACCGCGACCGCAAUUCUUGGACGACUCGCACGUAUUUUGGUGUAGCUGCUGCCGUGGAGAGGUCGUAGUGCUAUAG